AUGGACCUGGAGUACCGGUUUGCCACGACGUACUCGUUGCUGUGUUUGCACGUGUGGCUCAUCCUGGUGCGGCUGCGCGCGGAGGGCAAGGACGGCCGAGCCCUGGCGCAGAUGAUGUAUGAGAACUUCCAGGAAGAUGUGGAGCUGCGCGUGCGAGCAGAGGGGGUCAAGGUCAGGGUUGGGAAGUGGCUCACAGAUCUGGAGAAGAACUUCUACGGCAGCAGUAUGGCAUAUGACCAGGCCUUGAAAGGAGAAGGGGAUCUCACAGAGGCGCUGCUGCGCAAUGUGUAUGGUCUGGACAGCGGCAAGCGCAAGCGAGCAGAAGCUCUGGCAAAGUAUGUGCAGAGGGAGGUUGCAUGCCUUGCCAUGACAGACUCCGAGGCUGUCAUGUCUGGCCAAGUCAGGUUCUCCACAGACUUCUUAUAG
This is a messenger RNA of Coccomyxa subellipsoidea C-169, 426 nucleotides long. RefSeq lists its product as hypothetical. Gene Ontology annotation, biological process: mitochondrial respiratory chain complex III assembly. The record is from RefSeq and is a predicted model, not a curated record. Bases 1 to 426 code for a protein of 141 amino acids. The transcript is spliced from 3 exons. NCBI's taxonomy places the organism in Eukaryota, Viridiplantae, Chlorophyta, Trebouxiophyceae, Coccomyxaceae. Gene Ontology annotation, cellular component: mitochondrion.